Messenger RNA from Cuscuta europaea, 832 nucleotides. Lineage: Eukaryota; Viridiplantae; Streptophyta; Magnoliopsida; Solanales; Convolvulaceae. The record is from the annotation of a GenBank genome assembly.
CCUAUACUAGCUUUGUUGACUUCAAAGAUUGCUUGAAAGUUCAUUCCAAAUAUACUCCACUUACUUAUCUCAAAUAGGAGUACAAAAGCAAUGGGGUUAAUGAGACUAGUGGGGAUAUCCGAAGCAAAGAAGAAGUUUGGAAGAACAAUGUGUCCUAAAAAAGGAAGCAUUAAUAACCUUUGUACGAGAAGGAGGAAAAACGAGAGUAGCGACGAAGUUGUCGCUCCGAAGGGGCACUUUGCCGUGUACGUCGGCGAAGCACGACGGCGGUUUGUGGUUCCGAUAGGGUACUUGGGGAAUGCAAUGUUCCAGAAUUUGUUGGAUUGGGCUGAGCAAGAGUUUGGGUUUGACCAUCCCACUGGCGCUCUUACUAUACCAUGUAGCGAGGAUUACUUCAUAUGCCUCUCUUCACUCCUUAACUUAGCUCCCAAUCAUAGUCCUAGCUUAGCCUAGCUAGCUCACAUAUAUCUUCUAUCUCCAUCUCCUUCAACAAAAAUGCUUGGUGUAUACAUUUUUGUGUACACUUUUCGUACAUUCGUCUGUCUCACGCACAAACAAUUGUCUGUCCACAAACAACAUUUUUGUGUAGAGUUGUUUGUGGACAGAUAAUUGUUUGUGCGUGAGACAGACGAAUGUACCAAAGAUAUUCACCAAAAUGUGUACACCAAGCACGACCGCUCCUUUAAUUGGUGUGUAACGAAACCUUCAAGUAGUAGUAGUAAUUAUUCAUCAGAUAUAUAUUCGUGACCACAAUUUUGACGUGUACGUUUGACUUUCAACUUUCAAGGAUGAAUGAAUGAAAAGAAAUUGCUUAUAUAGAACACACAAAUGC